Catharus ustulatus (Swainson's thrush) is the source of this 1793-nucleotide messenger RNA. It is a transcript of the gene LYVE1, whose product is annotated as lymphatic vessel endothelial hyaluronan receptor 1. Gene Ontology annotation, molecular function: hyaluronic acid binding; transmembrane signaling receptor activity. The transcript is spliced from 6 exons. The record is from RefSeq and is a predicted model, not a curated record. The coding region runs from base 8 to 955 and encodes 315 amino acids. Lineage: Eukaryota; Metazoa; Chordata; Aves; Passeriformes; Turdidae. Gene Ontology annotation, cellular component: plasma membrane. Gene Ontology annotation, biological process: cell adhesion.
GGUGGCAAUGGCAAAUUAUCUUGGAGUUACCUCAGCAGUGUCAUUUGUCUGGGUUAUUACAUUCCUGGCUCAAAAUUACUUCGUAGCAGGUUCCAUUAAUUCACCUUGCAGGAUCAAGGGUAUAGCAAUUUAUCUUGAUGAGAAAGUGAAUUUCUCAGAAGCAAGUAAUAGAUGUAGUCAAUUAAAUCUACAGCUAGCAAGUGAAAAACAAGUUGAAGAGUCUCUGAAACAUGGCUUUGAAACAUGCAGCUUUGGAUGGGUGAAAGAGGGAUUUGCUGUUAUUCCUCGCAUAACAUCCAACAUGAAAUGUGGACAGGGAAAAACUGGAAUAGUGCAAUGGAAAGUUGAGAAGUACAGAAAAUUUCAUCUCUACUGCUUCAAUUCCUCAGAUGUCCAGAUUAACUCAUGUCAACCAGACCCAACUCCCACAUUUCCUUCGUCAACUGCAUCCAGGGACUUCACUGCAUAUUCAGCCUCUGAUUCGACUGAGAACAUCACAGCAGUGCCCACUGUGGCUGUGACUGAGUCAGAACAGUUCCCCAAAAAGAGAUUUCGUGUCAUAUGUGUGACUGAAACACUCUUACCAACAGAGGGGACCACCACACCAAUGCCAGAGGAGCAUUUGCUCACUGCCUCUCCCAAGCACACUCGCCACCCGACCUUCAAGAAUGAUGCUGUUGUUUUUGGAGGUAUCCCCACUGCACUUCUUGUACUGGCAAUCAUCUUCUUCAUUAUUUCAGUUGUUCUAGCAGUCUGUUAUAUCAAAAAGUACAAGAAAACCUUCCCAUUUUUAAACAAGAAUCAGCAAAAAGAAACAGUUGUAACCACUGCUCUCGAAGAGACAAAAUCAAAUGACCAAACACCUGAGAAGGAAACACAGAACAAUGGAAAUAAGGUAGAGGAGUGUAAAACUAAGCCUGAGGCCACAGUAAAAUGUCUAGAAGCAGAAGUUUAAAGGAAAGAAUGUACAGUUCUUGAUGGAAGCAUAAAAUGAAGCUCACAGAACUUAGCAGUGCUUUUAAACAUUAAGUGAUUGUAAAUACUCAUAUUUUCUCUAUCUUUAACAUAUGAAACCUUGCUUAUUAAUAAUUGCAUCUUUAGCAACAAAUAUUCUUGCAGAAGAACAUGGCAUCUUAUUUACUUGAAAAAAAUUCUACAAAUCCAUAUUACAGCUCAUUUUUCAUCUCCAAUAAAGAAGUAGUUAGGAAUAUGCUAUGAAUGACAUGCACUAGGUUAACUAUUUGCAUGGAAUUCAGAUCAAUGUAUAAUGAAAAUGGUUUUAUAUCUGGCUGGAGGAUGUCUGCUAGCCUAAUGCCUAAAAUAAAUUGUUGGCACUGUAGUUCUUCCUCAUGUAGAUUAGCUUAUUUCUAUUCAGUAGAUGCAUGAUGUUUUUAAAAAUAUCUGUUUACAAACAGAUGAAACAGUUCUGUUUACAAGGGAGUAAAAACUCAAAGGAUUAUCCCACUGUCAUUCAAAUACCCAAGGAAGGGUACAAACAUGCUGUUGUUUAUAUAUACAUGUAUAUAUAUAUUUACAGCAAUGAAUAACUUUCUUAGGUACCUUCAUUGUAUCAUAAUUUACUGUUUUAUUUAUUGAAACCACUAUCAUUCUUCCACAUCAGAUAUUUGACAGAGGGAGACAAAAAAACUCUUGAACAAGACUUAUACUGGAGAUGAUUUGUGUGUACUCAAGUGUGGCUUUCUCAAUAAAGGUCUCAGGUGGUAUGGGAUGUCUACAGUACUCCUUAAAAAAUAAACUGUGGUGGAUAAGUUUGUCUGGACAAUUUAUUAUCA